This is a messenger RNA of Ostreobium quekettii, 3087 nucleotides long. The record is from the annotation of a GenBank genome assembly. NCBI's taxonomy places the organism in Eukaryota, Viridiplantae, Chlorophyta, Ulvophyceae, Bryopsidales, Ostreobiaceae.
AUGUUGCCCUGCCGAUUGGCGCCUUGGCUCAGGGCAGCGCCCCACAAGACGACGCCGUCGGCCAGGGGUCGAGCGCAGUGGCUGUUGGUCAGCGGGCCGGCGGAUUUGUUGGGGCAUGAGCCCCAUCCUCUUGGCGCCUUCGCGCCUUCGGGACUCCGGCUGUCCGUGCUGAACAUGGACCUCCUGUGGCAGGCCGGAGGGCAACACGGCCGGCAUCUUUCUCCAGAACUGUGCGGAUGGGCUCUGGCGCGCCGCCGCUGUGGCACCAAUAGAAAGAUUUGUUGGAGCGUGGAGCGAACUGUGCCGAGUGCCUCCUGCGGACUGCUGUGCGGUGAGGUGUGGGGCGCGGACAGGGCGCGCAGGUUGUGUGCCGGGAGGGACGCUGUUGAAGAAGGGUUGAGAUCGAAGAAGCACUGGCAAGAUCUGCGGGCGGCAAUGAAGGAAAUUGGGCCGGACUUGACAAAUAACCAUUUGGAAGUGAUCUUCACAACGGCCAGGAGAUUGGAGAACGCUCCGUCAACGAGUUUUCUGAAGGAGGUGUCAGGCGUGGCAUUGCAAAACCUGAAUGCCAUGGAGCCCAAGCAUUUGACAACCUUUCUUCAUUCCUGUGCGAUCUUGAAGUAUGUCAACAUUGAGCUCAUAGAGGGCGUGGUGUGUGAGGCCAGUCGACGUGGUUUGGAGCAAAAGGCCACACCAAAGCAAGUGGGAAUCAUUGUAUACUCGCUGGGAGCUCUUAACAAAUCGCAUAGUUAUGAUGUCAAAGUCCGAUUUGACGAAGCUGUCACAGCCCAGCACAGAAGCUGUCUGGGAUCCUCCGAUGUGGAGGAAUUCAUGCAAGGCCUAUCUGAUAGGAUUGUGACUUUCCUGGACAAUGACGAAUUGAAUGACAUUCAGGUGUCGAAUGUUAUUUAUGGACUUGGCUGCCUCAAGUUCAGCACAGAUGCCAUACAUCGAUCUCUAGCGGCACUUGUGUCGAAUCCAGACAGACUCCAGGACUACACUGCAAGGAGCCUUUCAACCAUGUUGUAUGGACUGAGCCAGGUUGGCUUUUCGGAUCGGCUCUCCCUGGCGUUGUUUGUUAAGUACGUGACUGUUGAUGCCCGACUGUGGAGGUAUUCUGAAGAGGGACUGUCUGCAAUGUUGUAUGCUCUUGGAGAGUUUGGAUUCAAUGAUUGUGGCAUGCUGCAUUGUUUAAUGGAGGAGGUGACAAAGCCGCGGCGUUUGAAAAGGUUUGAGCGGAGUUCGCUGUCCAGCCUGUGCUACAGUUUCAGGAAGCUGGGAUUCAAUGAUUCCAAGCAAGUGCAACCUGUGCUUGAAGAAAUUUUGAAGCCACAACGUUUGGAGAGCCUGGGACCGCAAGUGCUCUGCAACAUUGCCUUUGGGCUUUGUCAUUUUGGAAUGAAGGGCAAUGAAAUAUUUUGGCAUGGGCUAGCUACAGAGAUCACAAAGGAGGAGAACCUGGCAGGCUUCAGUGAACAAGCGCUGGCAAAUGUGGCUUUGAGUUAUGCAAACCUGGGCUACCCCUCAGGUGGUCAGCUGUGGAGACCACUGCUGCUGGAAGCGACAAAAUCCCAUCGCCUUGCGAGGUUCACUGGGCAAGGUCUGUCAAACAUGCUCUGGUCACUGCGGAUCGUUGGGUUUGUGGAUGCCAAGGAGAUAAGGGCUCUUGUAGGAGAGGUUGUGAAGCCCACAAGACUCGCAACGGCUUCGGACGACAGCCUAGGAAACUUGUUGUACACAUUUGCACGUUUGAAAAUUGUGGACAGGAAGUGUGUUGGAGCUGUCAUAGAUGCCCUCAUCGGAGGCCAGAAAUUGCAGCGUGCAGAUAGCAGUUUGCUUUCUUUGGUUGUCCUCAGCUUGGGUUUAAUGCAAUACCGGAAUGUUGAUCAGACACAAAUCCUCAUGACUGAGGUGACCCAACAGCAUAGGCUGCCUAUGUACCCCUUUACUGCCAUUUCCAACAUGAUCUAUGCCCUUGGGCAGAUGAGGCUAAAGGACUGGACUGUGGUACAAAGGCUACUGGAUGAAGGCCUCAGACAUCCAAAGGAGAACCACACUGCACAUGGGCUUGCGAACAUGAUCCAUGGUCUGGCAUUGCUGGAUUUUAAGCAUGCUCGCACCAUUUCUCAUUUGGUAGGAUUGGCCUUGAUGGAAGAACAUUUAAAGAAGAUGACAGCACACAACUUGACAACACUCCUGCUGGGGCUGUCUCGUUUGAGGGUUUCAGACGAUGCUGUGUAUGAGCGAAUUCUAGAAAGAGUUGUGGGGCUUGGUACACAGGCAAGAUGCACACCAGAGGAGCUGUCUCGUGUGCUGCACUCUUUGAGUUCUGUUGGGUAUUGGAAUGACAAGUAUGUUGUUCCAAUUAUGGACAUUUUGGUGAGGGCGGCAAAGGUCCAAGAACUGGAUGAGCGAUCGUUGUCAACACUUUUUCACAGCCUGUGCAGCAUGCGUUUGCCUAAGGAUGCAGUAAUCCGGAACACAUUGAGGGAUUUGCUGCUUGGAUACAACAUGAGCAGAUUCUCACCUGAGGGGCUGUCAAAUGUCCUGUUCAGUUUGGGCGCUUUGGAUGUACGGGAUGUUGGGAUAAUUAAGUCGAUCGUUGCCACGUUGACCAAGCCGGCUUGCCUACAGAAUCUGAACGAGCUCGGUUUGGUCAAAUGCUUGCAUGGCCUUGCCAGUAUACCUUUCAGGAAUCGACCCACAGUGACUGCAGUUGUCAAUGAAAUCAAGAAGCCAAGCCGCGCACUUAGGUACAGCAGAUAUGACAGAUCAAGGAUACUGGACGCUUUGGAUCGAUUGGACUUUAUUGAUGAAGACUUGCUGCUUGGGGCUUUGGUCGACCAGAGAGUCAUAUGCCGUCUCUCUGAGGGCUCAUUGCUCAGGUUGAUAUCAUUUGCACUGGGUUGCAAGGGUGUGGACAAGGCAAGCGUGCGGUACUUGGACAAAGAGCUGAGAAAGCCCAGGCGCAAGUAUCGGAUGACGAAGGAUGAAUUUCAGAGUAGUGUGCAGCGUUUGGAAAGGCUGGCAAGGCAGCAACAUGGACCAGCGCUGGACAUGAUGUCUUCUUCAGCCAGCGUCCCCUGA